AGCCGUUGCGCGAGCCAAACGCGGUCUUGUUAGUUCCUUGAGAACAGCGUCAAGAAGCGGUGGAUAACGGAGAGAAAUGAAGGGUUUUAGAUUUCUUGAUCAUCACUCGCCCGGAUUCCCAAGGAUCAUGUGUCGCAACAGUCUGCUGGUUUAUGGAGCCUGUAGUACUGCGCACUGAUGCAUGGAAUACAAGGCACUUUAUUUUCAAGAACACCAAAACCUUCUGAGUGUAAAAUCAGGCGUAUGCGGCAAAUUCAUGGGCUUAAAGGAUCAACUGGAUGAUGGAAUAGAUGCCAUCCUGGACUUUAACCUGGACUACUUACAUGUGGAAAGCACAGAUCGACAGCUCAGGGUAAUUGCACCUUGGUCCAGGCUAGAGAAACCCAGAAUGGACAGAAUAAAUGCCAGAAACAAUGAUGGCAGACCAGGAUCUGUAGAAGACACCACCUGCAGCAGCUCUUUAGGAGAUUCAGAGGAUAGUACCAGUUCAGACAGUGAGUCUGAACAUGUCACUAGUGCCAUACCGGAUACAAACUUUUUGACAAAAACACAUCGUCAGCUUUGUCGUUCACCUUGUAUUGACCCUACUGAUACCUUAAGGACAGAAAUAUUAUAUAACAGUUCAGAGGAUGAUCAUGGACCAUCAAAAGAAGAAAAGAAACCACCAGAUGUUGGCAGGGACUACCAGAAUAAAAUUGAAUUUGCACUGAAGUUGGGUUACACAGAGGAUCAAGUCCAGCUUGUAUUAAGCAAGUUGGGUUCAGAUGCUCUUAUCAAUGAUAUCCUUGGAGAACUCGUAAAGCUUGGAAGUAAAUCUGAGAUAGAGCAGCCCCUUUUGAACAGUGGUGCUGGGAGCUGUACGUCUUCCUCUUCAUCGUCAUCUUCCUGCUCUUCAUUAUCCUCCUGCCAUUCUGCAUCUGUUGAGUUACACCGCUCUGAUUCUCCUUUCCACGAAGACAUAGUUGAAGAUGCUGCAAACUUGAGACCUAUUGUUAUCGAUGGAAGUAAUGUUGCUAUGAGCCACGGUAACAAGGAAGUGUUUUCCUGUCAUGGAAUUAAACUAACAGUGGACUGGUUUUUAGACCGCGGCCAUAAAGACAUUACAGUUUUUGUUCCUGCCUGGCGAAAAGAACAAUCAAGACCUGAUGCUCUUAUCACAGACCAGGAAAUCUUAAGAAGAUUAGAAAAAGAGAAAAUUUUGGUCUUCACCCCUUCCCGCCGUGUGCAGGGUCGAAGAGUUGUCUGUUAUGAUGACCGAUUCAUAGUGAAGCUUGCCUAUGAGUCUGAUGGUAUCAUUGUAUCAAAUGACAACUACAGAGAUUUGGCCAAUGAAAAACCAGAAUGGAAGAAGUUUAUUGACGAGCGACUACUUAUGUAUUCCUUUGUUAAUGACAAGUUUAUGCCACCUGAUGAUCCUUUGGGUCGCCAUGGUCCAAGCUUGGAUAACUUCCUUCGUAAAAGGCCUGUCAUACCAGAACACAAAAAACAACCUUGCCCAUAUGGGAAGAAGUGCACAUAUGGACACAAGUGCAAAUUUUACCAUCCUGAAAGAGGAUCACAGCCGCAACGCUCCGUAGCUGAUGAGCUUCGAGCCAGUGCUAAAAGCACUGCAGCUAAGACUAUUACUGAAGCAGGUCUUGUAAAAAGUCACAGUAUGCCGAACAGCUGCAAAAUUGAGAGCAGCUUUGACGUCAAACGCACAGCUCCAAAGAGGCAAUCAGAUCCUAGUAUAAGGACUGUUUCCCAUGAGACAGAAGAAAAGCAAAGUGCCAAAACCAAAGCUGAAAUUCGCUCUGCUCCCUCACUUCUGAAUAAAAAUAAUAAUCCCCUUCAAAAACCUCAGCCAGCUCCUCCAUUAAAUAAUGUCCUUCCUCCUUCCGUUCUGUGUUACUCUCAGGAACAAAGAACACCUAUGACUGUGUCCAAAAACCACGGAACGGCAAAAUCAUAUAGUGAGCAGUAUCCCAAAUGUGAUUCCCCUGGUGACAUUAGCUAUUAUUCUAUGAUAAGUGGCUAUAACAAACUCAGUAUUUCAGGACAUCAGAGCCCUGAUAGACACUUCAAUGUUGAUCGAAUUAGUUCUGUUGCUUCUGACUGUAGUAGUGAGGGGAGUAUGAGCUGUAGCAGCAGUGAUUCUUUUGUAGGGUACAAUGAACGGUCUUAUAUGAGCUCCCCAGACCCACUGGUAGAUGAAAACAUCAAGUGUCAUCAUCACCAUCAUCACCCUCAUAGCCGUGCUUCAUCACAGCCAUUUUCCCAUAACUACCAUGAUGCUUUGACGCGGGUUCAGAGUUACGGACAAGAAGAACCUAAACUUCGUCCUAAGCCACCUGUUCCGUAUCUUCCACCAAAUUUGCAGCAUCCUGCAAUUAGUGCACGCUCUAGCUGUCCAAGUGAGUAUAAUGCCACACAAACUCACCAGCAAGCUCAUCAGGCAUGUCACCUAAGCAGGGCUUUGGUUACCACAAGAAUUGAUAGUAUCUCAGACUCGCGCCUUUAUGAGAGCACUCCACUGAGACAAAGGAAGCCAUGUUCAGGUCAGGAGCGCUUUGGGAGUUGGGACAGUUUGAACUAUGGAAUGGAUGCUUAUUCCUACCACCAACCGUAUUCAUUGCCCAACAAGCCCACCCAACCCUGCUAUGAGCAGUUCACAUUCCAAAGUCUACCUGAGAACAGGGAUCAGGCUUGGAGGAUGCCAUGGGGUCGCAACUUAUCCCAGCAAGAACCCUCCAACCCUUCACGUUACCAAGAUAUUCGAGACAAAAUUUUUGUAAACCUCUGCAAUAUCUUCCCAGCUGACCUAGUGCGGCUGGUAAUGAACAGAAAUCCUGAUAUUAUGGAUGCUCAGCAGCUGGCUGCUGCCAUUCUGGCAGAGAAAUCUCAAUCAGGAUAUUGAACACAUAUGUACACUUCACAGAAGAUACAGAAUGUUCUUUCUUUCUGUUUGUCAGCAUUAAUUUUGAGGAAGGAUUGCUUCGGCAGCAUUCUUCUACUGUUUAAAGUCUGCACUGACAAAACACUGUUGCAGGCAACCAAUUUUUUGAAAUCUGUACAACGUCUCUGUGAAACUACGUCAUCACAGCGUUAUCUCCUUACAUGACAUGCCAUGCUGUGAAAUAUGUGACAUCUUCUCACCCUUAUAAGCUUGCAUUAGGAGGUAAAAUGUAAUUAUGGUGACAGCUACCCUCUGACUUUACAGAUUUCAUUGUGUGUAUGUUUUUUUAUUUUUUGCACUUUUCUGUUGUCUGAUUGAGCACAGUUUUUUUUUUUUUUUUUUCUUUUUGUUUUUGGAAGCUUGCUCUGCAGAGGAGAUCCAAGAUCUGAGGCACUUUUAUUCUGUUAUCUAAUUUGAGAAAUGUUUUGAAGUUUAGGCAAUCAUUUUUUAAAAAGGAAACUCCACUCAUUUGUUUCAGGGUAAUGGAAGCUAAUGCGUGAUUAGAACGUUUUACUUGUACUCUUUUGCUUUGCCAGUCUUGUAAGCAGACUGUACUAAUGCACUUUUUUUUGUGAAAUCACACUAGAAGCCUAACAGCCUUAAGACUGGCCUGGGAUUGGGCAGUAGUUGAAUACUGCUGUAACUAUAAAAAGAAAGGCCUUUAUGGCGGGGGUGCUUAAAAUUCAUGUAGCAUGUGGAAGGGUGGUAAGCAGACCUCUUCCAGCUCUGUACACCAGCUUAUAAGAUGGCAAGCCAGGCUAGAGUAAGUCCGCUUCAGGCGGGUUAAACGACGCUUUUAAAUGGAGGAGAGCAAUGUGUUCAGGUGCGUUAACACAGCUCUUACUGUCAGCUUCCAAGAAAACAAGGUCCCUCUCUUGUUCCAAAGGGUAGAGUUUUUCGUAUUAUUCUGUUUGUAUUUGUGUUUGUCUUAUUAUUCUCAAUGUACUUUUUGUGGUCUAAUUACGUUUGUGUGCUACUUUUAUUUUCUUUUAAUGAGAGCAAACACCAUUGCAAUCGCAAAAAGAAGCCUCUUGAGAAUAUGCAACAAAGUGUUUAUAAAGCACUGUAGUACUUUUUAAUUUUAUUUACCUAAAUGAAUAAGUUAUUAUUUUAUGAUAAUUAUUUUUUGUACAGUAUUGUCUGUUUGUUACAAAGUUAGUGACAGAGUGUUUUUUUAGGAGGUUUGAAUCUUGCCAUACAUUUAGCAGUAGUUAUCAGACAAGAUGUCUGUGUACCUUAGUUUUAGUAAGGGAUGUUCCUGGCAUUUCACUUGUGGGCUUCUGCUAGCUGCUAUUGCAGCUCUUUCACUUCACCGAGAAGCCUGAAUUGCUCACAGAUCCUGCUUCCUUUCCUGUCAGAUCUGUGAUGAUAUUUUGCCUGAAAAGAUUGGUUUCCGUAUUCCUUUUUACAUGUUCUGCAAACUUGUGUUUUCUAAAGUUUUACUAAGUCUUCAGUCUGUUGAAGGGACAUUCCUGCCUUCCUGAUUAUGAGAAAGAUUUAAAAUGUCAGCCUUUGUAAGAUUCUGUUCAGUAUUGGUCAUUUUAAAGAGGACAGCUUUUGGUUGCUAGUGGAACUGUACUUAUUCUGAGCUGUCUGUUUUCUUUCCUUUUUACAGAGUUUUGUAACUUUUUAUAACACUGCAUAGCAUUGAAGCACUUCUGAUUUUAGUCUUCCCCAUGGUCAUUACUCACUACGGACAAGGCAGAGAAUGUCCCUUUUUCGAGAAACAUUCACCAAGGCCACUGUACAGUUUUCCGUAGCUGCUAUCAGCAUUGCACUUGAUAGCCAGAAAACGCCUUUCUUGUUGAUACAAAUUGUAUCUUUUAAAUUAAUGACAGAUUUUUAUAUAUAAAUAUAUAUGUAAUGUACAGUAGAUAUUGGCACACACUGAACUGUUAUUAAAGAUAUUUUGGGCAACAUUUUAUCAUUUAUUUUUAUUUAAAUGGGCAGAAUUUUCAAUUACAGGAGGAAAAAAAUGCUGGAUUGGGGGGAUUGGCUUUAAAAUUAGUUGGGAUAUUAUGUCAAUCGGCACAGUGAAGUUACAGUACAGUAUUCUAAGCUCAUUUUCAGUAAUAUGUAUUCAAAUUCUAAAUCUGCUGUUUUUUGGGGUGUAUUGUUGGCUUUUGGGGUAACAUCCUAAUUUACUGGAGUCAUCCCUAAACAAAAGCCAAGGUAAAAUGCUGCCUGAAAUAAUGUCCUAGCACCUUCUUGAAUAAUAUAACCUUCAUUCUACCUGUGUGGCACUGUGUGUUGGCGCUGGUAGGUUUUGGGUAUACAGUAAAUGCUUCUACAUGGCAUUGUGUUUAUUGACAUUUCCAAUAAUCUGAACCAUGUUCAGUUAAAAUCUUUCAGGUGUUUUUUUUUUUUGUUUGUUUUCUUUUUAACUGCUUUUUUGUUUUCCGUAUAAAAAGUAUUGUUGACAUACUCUGACUACAGAGUGAUUUGAAAAUGCUGGCUUGCUGCAUUGAAUAUAGCUUUCUGUUUGUUUUCUUCAUCUUCUAAGCUAUGUGUAUUUAAGUAACAAUUCUGUAUAAUAAAUGUACAAGAGGAACGGCUGGCCUACCUCGGGCAUGCUCCUGCCUAGCAUUCGACAUUGUUGGAUAGGCGCCUGGCUCCUCUCGCCUCUUCACUGGGCUACGAGGGUUCAGAAAAUGCGUGCAUGCCUGCAUGAAAGAGUGAGCGGCUUGUCCAGUCUACUUCAUAUGUAUACGGUGUGUCUAUCUGUCUUUUCUGUGCAGGAUGGGAACCUUCACUUAUUCUUUAAGUGUGUAAUUUUAUUGGUCUUUAUGAAAUUAGUCUACCAGAAACAGAUUGCUAUUUUAGUGUUUGAAGAAACAUGGUAGGAACUAUUAAAACGAAUGUGCUACAUUAAUUGUAAGGUGGCAUUCUCCUUGGGUUCUUGAUACCAUACAAACUGCCAGCCUAUGUAUUGGAAGGCUUCUGUUUGGUAUUAUAGAGAAGAAAUAAGAAUCAGUUGUACAUUAUGAUUGUGCAGUAUAUUUUAUACUGUUCUUGCUACUAAAAAAAAAAUGUUAUCACAUCUGUGCAAGUUAAUUCUGCACCUGCGAUACAUCUGCUUGUAACUUCCAACAAAAUAUGCAUGGAUUUUAGUAUGUCAAUUAUUUGUUUUAAGUGCUUUUUAAUAAAAAAAAAAAUUAGCUUUAAAUCCAUUUGCUCCAAAUGAAAAUCAAAUCAGCCAGCAGUUGCUCAAGCGUAACAAUAACUUAUCAGAAAGUAGGAUACGGAUUGCGUGUUGUUUUACUGUUAGUGUAAAGCAGGAGUGAACGGCCGCCUUAUCUAUCACACUUGACGUCUUAAAACAGUAAAAGUGACCAUAUAGUGCCUGCAGCUAAGCAUGGGAUCAAAGCCUGAUUGAUGUGCAUUUGCAGUACUCAGUGGCGCUUGUUACACUUUUGGGCGUCGUGUUCCGGAAUUCAUUAUAUUUGUUCACUUUGUGUUAAGAAACUAGAAAAGACAACAUUAUCACUUAAUUUUUAAUGAAUGGAGGAAAUGUAUAGAAUGGAUCUUUUUAAUACACUUCUAACAUAGGAAAAUGGCUAAUUUACUGAGAAAUUCAUGUGAGAAUAAAGUUGCGUAUCAUCUGUCCCUUGACCCAGAUGUACAGUGCAGCUUGUUGUUCAGUUGUGUUGUUUUUCAGCAUGAAGUAAUAUGACAUAAGAAGGAUAAAAACAGCACGGCACAUCACAGCAUAGAUCAAGUCUCUUGGAGAUGUGUGAGACUUUUUAGGAUAGAAUUCUCUCUAUUAUGGUGCCACUUGAAAUUCCUCAAGGAAUCACUUCUCUUUCCAGAGUAUUUUAAGCAGCUUUUUCUCAAAACUAAAAUUUAAGGGGGCAUCAUGACAGGAGAUCACUUGUGUGAAUGCAUGGAAGUGAAAAUAUAAAGCGAGAUUAAAAAAAAAGGCCAAUAGGGAGGCAAAUGCUGGCCUGAGCAUGAGAGUUUCUCCUGCCAUGAUGUCCUGCAGUAUCUACAGAGGAAUGCGCAUCAAACUUUUCGGUUUACACAACCUAUUUGUGAAUGUGCAUCAGCUCAUGUGUGCAAUUUAAGUACCGUAUACAUGCUAUGCUUGCCAUAAGAGUAUAGUACUUGAGUUAAGCCAUGCAUUUGACUAUUAACAUUAAUGUCUGUUAUAAUUGGAUUUUUUAAAAUUUUUUUUUUAAUUAAGCCAUUUAUCUCAAUGAAUGGAGGUGUGUGACUGUGUGUGGUGUUGUUUUUUGCUCAUACAGCAGUAAAUAUUUUGCACCCUGCUCCUUUGGCAUAGUGUAAUCGGAGAAAAGUGAAAGGUCUGUGGAGGUGUGUGUGUGAGGAGUUGGGCUUCAUUAUCCUAACAGAUAUUUGCAUUUUAUCACAAGUAUUAACCUGCUCAAUGCCAUAGCCUUACAGUUAUCAGGCGACCAUAGCCUAGUCUUUAAAUGGCUUUUUAUACUGGCACAUAAUUAUUUUAUAAUAAAGAAUUUACAUGGCAUAUUUUACUACCAAAUGGACUUGAACCAAAACUUGUAUGCAGUAAUGAGUCUGAAUGUGUAUUUUUAUAUAUACUGUAUAUAAAGAAUGCCUAUUAACAUCAAAUCAAGCUGGAUGUUUAGAGUCUUAUUGGUUUAAUGUUUAAAUCGUAGCAAGUGGUUACACUGUUGAAUAACAGGAGUAAUACCAUGGAUUGAGAAAUUAUUCAGACCCCUUCACCCUCUACACUUUUGUGUUGUAGGUUUCAUUUUAAAUGCAUACAUUUGACAUUGUCAGUAUACACGCAUUAAAUCAAAAUGACAAAAGUGAAAUUGUUUUCAGAAAGGUUAUCAAAAACGUAUUAAAAGUCAAAACCUCAUUCAUAAAAUGAUGUAGACCCUUAAUUCAGUACUUAGUAGAAGACCCUUUGGCAGCAGGUACAUCUUUGAGUUUUCUUGGCUAAGUCUCUACAAGCUUUGCACAUCUUGAUUUGGGCUUUUUUUUUUUUUUGGUUAAUCCCAUUCUUCCCAGCAGAUCCUCUCAAGCUCCAUUAAAUUGGAUGGGAAGUGUCUGCAAACUGCCAUCAUCUUCAGGUCUCUCUAUAGAUGUUUCUUGGAGUUCAAGUCUGGGCUUUGGUUGGCCCACUCGGACAAUCCAAGGCUUGUCCCAAAGCUACUCCAGCAUUGUCUUGCUAUGUGCUUUAGGUCACUGGUAUGCCAAAAGGUAAACAGUCGCCCCCCUCCGAAGUCACGUGCCCUCUGCAGGGAGCAGGUUUUCUUCAAGGACCUCUCUCUGUAUUUGACAGCAUUCAUUCUUCCCUCAGUUCUGAUCAUUCUCCAUGACCCUGCCACUGUAUUGCACCCCUGUAGCAUGAUGCUCUCUCCACCAUGCUUCACUGUACGGAUGGCAAAAGAGAUACCUCUUGGGGUUCUUCCCAAAGAGUUCAGCAUCAAACCAGAGCAAACUCCAAGUGGGCUGUUGCGUGCAUGUUCCUCAAGAGUUGCCUCCAUCUAGCCACGCAGGCAUAAACACCUGACUGACAGAGCUCUGCUGAAAUGGCCGUCCUUCUGACAGGUCCUCCAGUCUCAGCAGAGGACUUCUGAAGCUCGGUAAGAGAGACCAUUGGUUUCUUGGUCAGCUACAUGGCCAAAGCCUUUCUUCUUGUCCUGUUGCUCAGUUUGGAAGGAUGGCCAACUCUAGGAAGAGUCCUGGUGGUUCCAGACUUCUUCCAUCUCAAAAUUGUUGAGGCUACUCAAAGCUUUAGAAAUGGCUUGAUAUCUGUACUUUGAUCUGUGCCUCUCCACAUUUUCUUUGUGGAGGUCUCCAGAGAUUUCCUUGGGCUUCAUGGUUUCGAUUUUGUCCUGAUAUGCAUUUGGAAUUGUGAGGCCUUAGAUAUGCAGGUGUGUGCACCUCACUAAGUGAUGUCCAAUCAAAUUCUAGAGCAAACGCGACACACCCCCAUACUUGUAUGAAUGAGAGAUUUCAGUUUGUGGUUAUUAAUUAAAUUGCAAACCUUUCUGAGAACAUGUUUUCACUUUGAUUGAUGGGCAAAAAUGUCAAAUGAAUCCAUUUAAAAUGAAAUCUACAACAAUAAAGUAUCUAUCUAUCUAUCUAUCUAUCUAUCUAUCUAUCUAUCUAUCUAUCUAUCUAUCUAUCUAUCUAUCUAUCUAUCUAUCUAUCUAUCUAUCUAUCUAUCUAUCUAUCUAUCUAUCUAUCUAUCUAUCUAUCUAUCUAACACAAAGUGCAGAGAGUGAUGGGAGUCAGAGUACGUUCCAAAUCCACUGACCCAAAGCAAAUUUUCCGAGUAAACAUGAAUUUGGCAGAUUAUCAAGGGACGGACUGAACUGUAAUGCUGCACAUCCAUUCAUCUGCUCUGUGAGACUCUGAGGUCCGAGUCAGUGCUAUGAAAUGGAGUGCAAGCGACACAAGUGUCAAACGCAGCGUCUGCCAUUGAAUUCCUUCUCAUGACUCGUUCUGGGUGUUCAUCUUAAUGAAUUGUUCUUGUGUGACAGCAGGCCCACCAGAAGUCACUGCAUGCUGUGUGUUUAGUGUUUGUGGGAGAAAAUAAAAUGCAUUA
This is a messenger RNA of Erpetoichthys calabaricus (reedfish), 9473 nucleotides long. Its product is annotated as probable ribonuclease ZC3H12C. Lineage: Eukaryota; Metazoa; Chordata; Cladistia; Polypteriformes; Polypteridae. The record is from RefSeq and is a predicted model, not a curated record. The transcript has 6 exons. Gene Ontology annotation, cellular component: cytoplasmic ribonucleoprotein granule; nucleus. Bases 182 to 2896 code for a protein of 904 amino acids. Gene Ontology annotation, molecular function: mRNA binding; metal ion binding; RNA endonuclease activity.